Pimephales promelas (fathead minnow) is the source of this 2528-nucleotide messenger RNA. RefSeq names its product chemokine XC receptor 1. Gene Ontology annotation, biological process: immune response; calcium-mediated signaling; positive regulation of cytosolic calcium ion concentration. Gene Ontology annotation, cellular component: membrane; external side of plasma membrane. NCBI's taxonomy places the organism in Eukaryota, Metazoa, Chordata, Actinopteri, Cypriniformes, Leuciscidae. Gene Ontology annotation, molecular function: C-C chemokine binding; C-C chemokine receptor activity. The record is from RefSeq and is a predicted model, not a curated record.
AAAGAUCACAAAGCCACUUGAGCUUCCUCUGUGUACAUGAGAUGAAAGGAUCUACAGUAGAGGCGGAGGUUUGAGGGAGGAUGUAUGUCAACAACAGAACAAUCGUCCUACUCUUUUUAAUACUCUGAUUAAAAACAGUACAUUCUUCUAACUUGGUUAUUUUAGGUGAUCUAAUGAACAUUUCACAUCACAAUCAUCACAUGAUGAUAUGCACGUCUUGAGAAAACAGCAACUGCUUCAUGUGACCAUGGAUGUACAAAGUUCAUGAAAUUCCAGUAAAUUUGAUACUAGAGAUUGUUGUGGUCAUCUGUAGCGGUCGGUGUGCUGUUCUGAUCAUCAUUGUGCACUACAAGGUCCAAAUCAUCAAGAAUUCCGCAUACAACGGGCAAAAACAAAAUCAUCAACCUUGACAAAUAGUAUCAGUUUGUGAUUGCAGAAUGAACAUUACUGAUGAGAAUACAAUGGACAGUGACUACUAUGACUUGGACUAUGAAGACCAGAUGUGUCUCAAAGAUGAAGUGGUGAAAGUUGGAUCCAUGCUCAUUCCGCUUUUCUUCGCAUUAGUGGUUGUGUUAAGCUGCAUUGGUAACAUCCUUGUUCUGGUCAUUCUGGCGCUCUACAAGAACAUCAAAUCCCUGACCAAAGUGUUCGUCCUCAAUUUGGCUCUGUCAAAUUUGCUGUUCACUUUUGGACUUCCAUUCUGGGCCUCGUACUUCGUCUGGGGUUGGACGUUUGGAGAGAUUGGCUGUAAAGCGGUGAAGUUUCUGUUCUAUGUUGGCUUUUACAGCAGCGUGUUGUUCUUAACUCUCAUGACCAUUCAGCGUUACAUGGCAGUGGUUCAUCCUCUGUCUGACUGGGAGAAAUGCAGAGGCUUUUCAGUCGCUCCCUUCAUCGUUUGGAUCCUGAGCGGAGGGCUUUCACUGCUCGGAUCAUUUAAUAGCACGGUUAUACCACAUUUAAAUAGUACAUACUGUGAAUAUGGCAGUGUUGAAAUUAAAUCUGGCAUUGCUUAUUUUCAAAAUGCUUUCUUUUGCAUUGCAUUUCUAAUCAUGGGUUUUUGCUAUGGCAGAAUGCUUCAGACAAUAACAAAAAAACAGGCCAAAAAGAGACACAAGACUGUAAGACUAACAUUUGUUAUUGUGCUCGUGUUUUUUAUUGGUUGGGCCCCAUAUAACAUUGUUAUGUUCUUAAAAUCAUUGACAGAUCAGAAUAUCCAUCCAUUCACAGACUGCACAGUAAGCAUUAGACUCGACUAUGCAUAUUAUGCUUGCAGAAUGUUAGCUUUUACACACUGUUGCUUAAACCCAGCCUUUUUAUUAUUUGUAGAUACAAGGUUCUGUAAUAACUUGCGAGCAAUUCCAAGGAGGGUCAUAUGUAAAGAUUUAAGUCUAUGAAUAAUGCGCUUUGUUUUACUUGGCAAGAUAAUACUUGAAUCGUCAGAAAAAAAGCAUUGAAGAAGAAUGAAGAAUCUGGCUGCAGAUUGGAUCAAAUCAUUAUCAUCAUGGAACAUUAAACAGUGCUAUUUUUGUGUACAAGCUAGUUUUGAGUUCAUGCCAGCUUGAAUACACACAAAAAAUAUGUUCUGAAUAAAGUGUUUAUGAAUUUUUCAAUUACUACCACGUGAAAUUCCUGUAAAAGGAACCACAUGAGAACUGUCUGUGAAAAUGCAGAUUACGCAGUUUAGUUUUUUUUUGCAAUGAAAUUAGUGACAUUUUGUUCUUUCACGUGACAGAGUGUAAAUGUGGUCUGUGGAAGGAAGCACAGCAUCAUCAAUGACCUACAUAAACAGGAAAAUGGAAGAUUUGAGAUCAUAAACUUUUUUUAUGCAUUUACUUGUUGAUGUUAAUAACAAAACAAUAUUGCAGUCUAUACACUUUACAUGAGAUCCCUGUGACCAUAAUCAUCUUCAUAUAAACAACAUACUUCUACAACUUUUUAAAUGAAAAUAAUCAUGACAUAAACGCAUUUUUUAUCAAAUUUUUUUUUAUCAUCUAUUUACUGACUUUAAUCAUCCAUAUUCAGUCCUGCCGUUGAUUCAAAAGCAAGAGCUAGAACUAUGCAGCCUUUGAAUUGUGCCAUUUACUUCUUAACUUGGAAAUAAAGUGAAUAAUACGAACACCGUUAAAAACCAACAGUUUUGAAACGCCCAUUAACUGGCAACUACCCUAAAAUAUGUUACUAAGGAAUUGCUGCAACACAAAAAAAACAUGUAACUUUCGUUGUGAAAAUGAUUCUUUCAUUUCAUGUUUGAGGUAAAGAGGAAUGGCUAAGUUUUUAGGUUGACACAUUUAACCCUCCCAUUCAUCAUAAUAACGCUCAAAUAUCCCCAUCCAGUAGCCAGGAGUGCCAAAAUUAAGAAAGAGGAAGUUUCCCCAUCAGUAACCUAUAAAUUCUGAAAAGGUAAACCUCUUCCACAUUUGAUCUGCUCAGCUGUCUUGACGACACAACACAAAAAUAAAGGGGACAAAGCUUUUAUUUCCUAUCAACUAAGUUUGAUUUAGUUGGAGAAGAGACAGUGGAAAGAGCAG